AUGACCGACCUAACACCCACCCUUAACAAACUGCUUUCAAAGCAAGGCUCGUCUCUCCCCAAAAUCAGGAAACCCUGCACGGAAACCGCCGACGAAUUCCUAAAGGAGGCAUACCGAAUUAACUCACAUAUCCACUCCCUCCUUCAAUAUCUUCAAUCAAUCCGGCACGCCUACCUCUCAACAACCCAACCCCAACACCGCAAUACAAACACAAGAGCACCAACCCCAAACCUAAAGAAUGCACCCCCAACCCCCAACCCCCAAACAAACCUCACAGAUCCCGAACGCGAUGCAGUCGACACAUCAACAGCCCUCCUCCUCCGCGACCUAGCAACCUCAAUCGCAAACCUCUCAUCCGCCGAAUCCCUCCGCCAAGAAACAACCUCCACCCUCCUCCACAAGAAAUACGGCCACUCCGCCGCCGGCGCCCUCCUGCGCCGCUGGGCAGGCGGCAGCGGCGCACUAGACAGCGCCAGCGCCGAUGAAGGCAAAUCCGCCGAGCAGAUCCACGCCGAGGAGAGCGCAAGGUCAUUAGCCACGAUCCGCGAAAGCGUACUCUGGUUCUUGAGACGCGGUCUUGAGAGCGCCGUCGGUGAGCAGCGGAGGAUGGUCGAGAAGCGGAUUGAGAGGGUGCGGGAGAAGGAGAAGAGCGUGCUUUACAAAGCCAGUGCGGGGAGGGCUGCUGGGAACGCGGCGCGGAAGGGAUCCGUUUCUGUGGAGAGAACUGGGGCUGGUGGGUUUGACCCUACUUUCCAGGCGCCUGAUGCGGUGGCUUUGAGUGAGGCCGAUACGGCGCGGAUCGAGGCGCAGCUUUCGCCGGAGCAGUUGCAGCUUUUUGCUGAGGAGAAUGAUUCUAUGCUUAGACAUUAUGAGGAUACGCUGGGAAAGGUCCAAAAUGCCGAGAAAUCUCUCCUGGAGAUUUCUUCUUUGCAGGAAACGUUGGUCUCGCAUUUGGCUACGCAGGAGGAGUAUAUUUCUCAGCUUGUUUCAGAUGUGGAUACGACGCAGACGAAUGUUGGGCAGGGAAAUCGGGAGUUGAAGCGUGCUACUGAGCGACGGAGUACGGCUCAGGCUGUUUUCUGGGGUACUGUUGGGUUGUGUACCUGGCUUGUGGUUUGGGAUUUGGUCUUUUAG
This is a messenger RNA of Penicillium griseofulvum, 1134 nucleotides long. RefSeq lists its product as uncharacterized. The record is from RefSeq and is a predicted model, not a curated record. The coding region runs from base 1 to 1134 and encodes 377 amino acids. Gene Ontology annotation, cellular component: SNARE complex; endoplasmic reticulum. NCBI's taxonomy places the organism in Eukaryota, Fungi, Ascomycota, Eurotiomycetes, Eurotiales, Aspergillaceae. Gene Ontology annotation, biological process: retrograde vesicle-mediated transport, Golgi to endoplasmic reticulum. The transcript has 3 exons.